CCGUGUUAUCUCUACAUGGUUUGCUAUGGGCUGACAGACUUCCGUGUUUUUCGCUACAUAAUAUGGCACGAGAACCAUGGAACAGGAUAAAUGUUCCCCUCCCGAGUUCUGUCUCUUGUGUAUCCAUAUAUUUCACUCCAAAAACAGAUUUGGCUGUGAAGACUCUGUUGUUGGAAAAUGACAAAGUCCUCAAAUUACUUCGAAGUACUUUUCUUCAGACGGAAGUUCGAGUUUUAUACAGUUUGCUCUACAAUCUUAACAACAGUUCCAGAGGCAACAAGACCUUUCGCGUCAUGAAGCAGGUUGAACAAUGCAUUAACAGACUGAACAAUAUGAAGCUGGACGUUGCUCUUCAGAGUCUGGUCGAUUUAUGUCCUAAUAAGGUUCAAAGGAAGCUGAGCAUUGAAUGCAAUGAGUGUGAACUUCCCAGCCAGCCCAUAUUGGAGUGGCUUUGUCUCAAAGUGCUGGGAGCAGCGCAACUGAUGAGCUGCACACUGAAACGCUGCAGAACAGCUUUUGUCUUAUCAAAGCGGCACAUGAAGUAUGAGUUCAUCAUCUUAAAUAUGGUGGUAACCAGCAUGCUCAGUCGUCUCUGGGUGAUUUUCAGAGGGUUUCUGGCCAAUCUGUCCACUCUCUAUCAGCGGCUCUUUGAUCUCCGUGGAGAAGUAGCCCAUGCUCAGCCCAUGCCCUUCCUCACAGACUUCUGUCUACCAGAAAAUAUAGCUCACUUCCUUGGUCCUUCUGAUGCAUCUUUACUCCCUGCAAAACCAAAACCUAUUGUCCAGGUCAAAGCUCCCAAGGCAAAAGUUGAAAAACACAAGCCUGCCAUUAAAGCAAACAACUUGGAACAGAAGAUUAAAGUAGACCUUGGUGUUGCAGUACAAAGAGGCCUGGAGUUUGACUCGGACAUAAAACCUGCUGAAACCAUUUUCAGGAAUGUAGCAAAGAAGAAGAGGAUCCUCCCAAAGGAAAAAAACAAGGCUGAGAAGAAACAGAUGCUCCAGAGACAAUUGAGACAAGCGUCUUCAUUUAAAGAUAUGAGCUCCAGCCUAGAAGCAAUGAUCCUGUGGUGCACAUCCCACAAAAUGAAUACGCACAAACGCUUCUUAACCUUUCUUCGAUUAAAGUGCCGUCGACUGAGAGGAAUAGAGGCUGCAGGUUACAAUAUGAAGAAGAAGUUGCAGACCUUCAAACAAGAAGCUUCCCAGGCUUUCUGUAGUGUCCAAAGACCAGUGCAGAAGACAUACCAGUCUGCUGCAGCUUGCAGGAGACGUGGUCGCCUGAGAACACGCAUAUGGACAUUGAGGAAGCAAUUUUGGUCCUCUAAAAGGAGAACUGAUGUUAGAAAUAAAAACAAGCAACAGAAAUAUGUGCUGGCAGACCUGCUGAAGAAGGAUGACUGGUUAAGCAGAAUAGGCAAAGCAACAGCAUGGACACGUAAUAUUGGAAAUCAUGAUGACAUAGAUAAUAUAUUUUCCUCUGCAGGUCUGUGACUGUUUUUAAUCCACCCAUUUCUGUGCUGCCUAUCAUGUGCAACCUAGUGGGCUCAGCCUUGGGGAGAGAUAUUGUACAACCUUUUCUUAACACCAUUUAGUCUCAAAGAGACAAAUAACCAUUCUCAUAUGUGUAAAGGCCCCCAUACAAGCAUAGGGGGAAAAAUACAUACUCAAGGAAGGCCCAAUAAUGUUUAACUGUGCAGCCUGUUUUUAAUGCAUCGGUGACAGAUGUGUUAUUUUAUUAAAUAAACACAGGUAUGAAUUAACUGUGUUCAUAUGUAUAUAAUAAAGCUGCCAAUUGCAAAACA
This is a messenger RNA of Doryrhamphus excisus (bluestripe pipefish), 1804 nucleotides long. It is a transcript of the gene rmp64, whose product is annotated as ribonuclease MRP subunit p64. Lineage: Eukaryota; Metazoa; Chordata; Actinopteri; Syngnathiformes; Syngnathidae. Gene Ontology annotation, cellular component: nucleus. Gene Ontology annotation, biological process: positive regulation of Notch signaling pathway. The record is from RefSeq and is a predicted model, not a curated record.